GACUUGGGCUAUAUCAAUACAUCUCCUAGACCACGAUUGAUCCCAUUCGAUCGUUAGCUAGGCAGCCCAGGCUGCAAGAUCACUCACCGCUCUCUGGUUCCACAUUCCAGAGGGAGCUAUAGACUAGCUAGGACCAAAAAUGGAGGCCAAGAUACUCGAUCUGGUGAUGCCGGUGCAGAAGGUGCUCGUGGAAAAAUUAAUCGAGGUGUGGAAGGAAGCAGUUAGCAGCAUCAUUGCUAACAUGAAGAAAUUCGACGGAACCGGGCAGAAACCCAACCAAGUGCCGCGGUGGCCGGAGAAGGCGUCGAUCAACAGCUACGCGCUCCUGCGGGCGUACGUUUUAAUGGCCGUGACCGGGUUAGGCUACCUGGCGCUCACAUGGUCCACGGUCGUCCUCCUGGGUGGCUUCGUCACCUCGCUGGGGAGGAAAGAUUUUUGGUGCCUUACGGGCAUUAGCAUGGUACAAGCGUGCAGAAAGAUCGAAACCUAAGAAGACUGGCAUUGUCAAGAUCAAGGAGGUGGUGCUGGAGGCCUAUGCGCGAAGCCACGGAUGGGCGCGGGUACGCUUGAUCACCGAAUGAAGGAGGAAAACGACUUCGCUGCUAUUUUGUGCCUUGCGAUUGCUGUCUGUACUGUCUACCUGUCGCUGAAACUUCGUUUUGGCUCUGUUGCUGGACCAUGUUAGGCCGCCGCCAUGUUCCUUUCGUCUUGUUUCUUUUUAUUCCGUAUUAACUUCGCUGAGAUGUAAGACUUUGUAAACUGGGGGCGGUUUCUUUAAUGGAAAUCGAUGGGAGGGCCCAUUGUUUAAAAAAAUAAUAAUCCUGA
This is a messenger RNA of Brachypodium distachyon (stiff brome), 825 nucleotides long. RefSeq lists its product as uncharacterized. The transcript is spliced from 2 exons. Bases 140 to 490 code for a protein of 116 amino acids. The record is from RefSeq and is a predicted model, not a curated record. NCBI's taxonomy places the organism in Eukaryota, Viridiplantae, Streptophyta, Magnoliopsida, Poales, Poaceae.